Peromyscus maniculatus bairdii (prairie deer mouse) is the source of this 3978-nucleotide messenger RNA. RefSeq names its product DEAD-box helicase 42 (gene Ddx42). Gene Ontology annotation, molecular function: nucleic acid binding; RNA helicase activity; ATP binding. The record is from RefSeq and is a predicted model, not a curated record. Lineage: Eukaryota; Metazoa; Chordata; Mammalia; Rodentia; Cricetidae.
CCCUCCCCCUCUCGUCAGCAACGGGCCGUGAGGCGGCGGCGAAGGGGGCGGAGGAGGAGGAGCGCUGCUGGACGCGGCCCCGCUCGGCGCGUACUCAGGGCCGCGGGGUGCUUUCGCGCCGACCGUAGUCGCAGCAGAGUCUGGAGCCGCAGCAGCAGUCCUUGGCAUCAUGAACUGGAAUAAAGGUGGCCCUGGAACUAAGCGGGGAUUUGGCUUUGGCGGUUUUGCCAUCAGUGCUGGGAAAAAGGAGGAAGCCAAGCUACCACAGCAGUCCCACAGUGCCUUUGGGGCAUCCAGCUCGUCCUCGGGAUUCGGAAAGUCUGCUCCACCGCAGCUUCCCUCUUUCUACAAGAUUGGAUCUAAACGGGCCAACUUUGAUGAAGAAAAUGCGUAUUUUGAAGAUGAAGAAGAAGAUUCCAGCAAUGUAGAUUUACCUUACAUUCCUGCUGAAAACUCACCUACCCGCCAGCAGUUCCAUUCUAAGCCCGCGGAUUCUGACAGCGAUGAUGAUCCCUUGGAAGCAUUUAUGGCUGAAGUAGAGGAUCAGGCGGCUAGAGACAUGAAGAGACUUGAAGAAAAGGACAAGGAAAGAAAAAACGUAAAGGGUAUUCGAGAUGACAUUGAAGAAGAAGAUGACCAAGAAGCUUACUUUCGAUACAUGGCAGAAAACCCAACUGCUGGGGUGGUUCAGGAGGAGGAGGAAGACAAUCUGGAAUAUGAUAGUGAUGGAAAUCCAAUUGCACCCUCCAAAAAAAUUAUUGAUCCUCUUCCUCCCAUUGAUCAUUCAGAGAUUGACUAUCCACCAUUUGAGAAAAAUUUUUACAAUGAACAUGAGGAGAUAACCAACCUCACUCCACAGCAGUUAAUAGACCUGCGGCAUAAACUCAACCUUCGGGUCUCUGGUGCUGCACCCCCUAGACCAGGAAGUAGUUUCGCUCAUUUUGGGUUUGAUGAACAACUUAUGCACCAGAUUCGGAAAUCUGAGUACACACAGCCAACUCCAAUACAGUGUCAGGGUGUACCUGUAGCAUUAAGUGGUAGAGACAUGAUUGGUAUUGCUAAAACAGGCAGUGGGAAAACGGCAGCCUUUAUUUGGCCCAUGUUGAUUCAUAUAAUGGAUCAGAAGGAAUUAGAACCAGGCGAUGGACCAAUUGCUGUGAUUGUGUGUCCUACUAGGGAGCUUUGUCAACAGAUCCACGCAGAAUGUAAGCGGUUUGGGAAAGCAUAUAAUCUUCGAUCAGUGGCAGUAUAUGGAGGAGGGAGCAUGUGGGAGCAGGCCAAAGCCCUUCAGGAAGGAGCAGAGAUUGUUGUGUGUACCCCAGGUCGGCUGAUUGACCAUGUGAAGAAAAAAGCUACUAAUCUUCAGAGGGUCUCUUAUCUUGUGUUUGAUGAAGCCGAUCGGAUGUUUGACAUGGGAUUUGAGUACCAGGUUCGGUCCAUAGCGAGUCAUGUCCGUCCUGACAGACAGACUCUGUUAUUCAGUGCAACUUUUCGCAAAAAGAUUGAAAAAUUGGCCAGAGACAUCUUAAUUGACCCUAUUCGAGUGGUGCAGGGCGACAUUGGAGAGGCAAAUGAAGAUGUGACACAGAUUGUGGAGAUACUCCAUUCCGGGCCUAGUAAAUGGAGCUGGCUUACCCGGCGUCUGGUGGAGUUUACUUCUUCAGGGAGUGUCCUCCUGUUUGUUACUAAAAAAGCCAACGCUGAAGAACUAGCCAAUAACCUUAAGCAGGAGGGUCAUAACCUUGGUCUGCUUCACGGUGACAUGGAUCAGAGUGAAAGAAACAAGGUCAUUUCAGAUUUUAAGAAAAAGGACAUCCCUGUCCUGGUGGCCACUGAUGUUGCAGCCCGUGGUCUGGACAUUCCUUCAAUUAAGACAGUCAUCAACUAUGAUGUAGCACGUGACAUUGAUACCCACACUCACAGGAUUGGGCGAACAGGAAGAGCUGGUGAGAAGGGCGUGGCCUAUACCUUACUGACCCCAAAGGACAGCAAUUUUGCUGGGGACCUUGUCCGGAACCUGGAAGGAGCCAACCAACAUGUUUCUAAGGAACUCUUAGACCUGGCAAUGCAGAAUGCCUGGUUUCGGAAAUCCCGCUUCAAAGGAGGGAAAGGCAAAAAGCUGAACAUUGGUGGAGGAGGCUUGGGCUAUAGAGAGCGGCCUGGGCUAGGCUCAGAGAAUUCGGACCGAGGAAAUAAUAACAAUGUAAUGAGCAAUUAUGAAGCCUACAAGCCCUCCACAGGAGCCAUGGGAGAUAGACUGACAGCAAUGAAAGCAGCUUUUCAGUCCCAGUACAAGAGUCACUUUGUUGCAGCCAGUUUAAGUAAUCAGAAGGCUGGAAGCUCUUCUGCUGGGGCAAGUGGAUGGACUAGUGCAGGAAGCUUAAAUUCUGUUCCAACUAAUUCAACACAGCAGGGCCAUAAUAGUCCAGACAGCCCCAUCACCAGUGCUGCCAAGAACAUCCCAGGCUUCAACAGUUCUGGGAAUAUAAGCAGUGCCCCAGUGACCUACCCUUCUGUCGGAACCCAAGGAGUCAACAACACAGCUUCAGGGAGUAACAGCCGUGAAGGGAUUGGGGGUGGCAAUGGGAAGAGAGAGAGAUAUACUGAGAACAGGGGUGGUGGCCGUCAUAGUCAUGGAGAUGGUGGCAAUCGGCAUGGAGAUGGUGGUCGCCAUGGAGAUGGAUACCGUUACCCAGAAAGCAGCAGCCGUCAUACUGAUGGCCAUCGACACGGAGAGAACAGGCACGGAGGAAGUGCCGGCAGACAUGGAGAGAGCCGGGGUACAAGUGAUGGUAGGAAUGGAGAAAGCAGGAAAGAAGGCUUUAAUCGUGAAAACAGGAUGGACCCUCCCAAGGUGGACAGCAGCAAGAUAGACAAAGUGGACAGCAAGUCAGAUAAGACACCUGAUGGUUUUGCUGUUCCAGAGCCACCCAAACGCAAGAAAAGUCGAUGGGACAGUUAGAGGGUAUGUGAAAAUCAGCGUGAAUCAGUUGUCUUUAAUUUUAUUUUUAGAAAGAUUUUGGUAUCUAGGUGUCUCAGGGCUGGGUUGGGGUCCAAGAUGUAAGGGCCCCCUGCCCUUGGUGGAGAGCUGGAGCAUGGAGACAUUAUACCUUCAUCUGGUGUUCAUUCAGAUGUUUUCUUGGGCACCUGCAUUGGUCCUGGAAAGCAGAGAGCUGGGAAGCUUUUGUUCCUCUGGGUGAGUUAUAAGGAGGGUAAGUGGAAGAUACUUAGGGAGAAAGGGCCUUAUAGGGCACAAAACUCACUCUAGGUUUAUAAUAGCUUAUAUUUUUUACUAAAAUGUCACCUUAUAAACAUCUAUAAAUUGGAUUUUUUUGUUAGCUGUGGCCAGGCAGUCCCAUUUUUGGAGUUGGCUUCUGUAAACCCAACCUUCAAUCUGUUAGGGAUGCUUGGGAAACAGUUUGGUGCUUUCAGGUGUUUGCAGGGGAGGUACCUGAUACUCAGGUUCCUCGGACAGCUUUAUUUCCAUCCCUGAGACAUGUAGGAAGGGCAGCCUUCCAGACUCGGGCUUUGAGAUCCUAAGCCACUGGGACUGAAGAAUUACGGCAUCACCCAGGCCUGGGGCACUGCUAAAUUUACCAUUGAAAAACCAACCCCAACAGUAGCUUUGAAAGUGUCUUAUUGUAAUUUUUUUUAACUUGCCCCAAUAGUAGGAAAGUCUUUUGCUGAAAUGAUUCUGAUGAUUUUUGUUCUAUCUUGUUUAUAAAAUGAAAAUAUACAAACUUUGAAUUUUGUGAUUUUUUUUUUGUUUUGUUUUUUUGUUUUAUUUUUUUGUGAAGGUUUCUUUAAGAUGUGCAUUCCUCUCUGCUUGCUCGCUAGUAAAUGUUUUACUACUGGGACCUGAGGGCUGUCGUUUCUACCGUACAGUAGUUGCUACAUAUUAAAUUAUGGCUUGGAACAGUGCAGCCUAUGAUGUGAAAUGUGGGGAAGUGCUUGCUUAUUAAACUAUCAGAAAAGUUA